UAUGCGGCGGCAUAUGCCUUCGUGUCUCGGACUGAGAUUGAGGGGUGGAUGCAAUGACCGACGGGGGAGGUCCCGCACCGAAAUAGUUCUGCUCUCUGAGCUUGGAGGAUAGAGGAGCCCGUCACGGCUCGAUCUGGCCUCGACCCGGUCUGAGAGAAAGAGAGCUCUCCAGAGAGUACUGGGUACCUCGCAACCUGUCGUCGCUCGUCGAGAAACCUAGAGGCGGAGAGCACGUUAGUGGAUCGCAUUCGGCAUCCCCCCGGUCUCCGCCCAGCUUUCCCACCAAUAAUGGCCAAGCGACUCCUCCUCCACCAUCUCAAUUCUAGCAUGCGUCUUAUGAGAAAAGAAGAUUCUUGUCGGCAACUUGCAUCUGGUGUUCUGAACCGAUGGCUAUCACAACUUCCCAAAUCUGAGAAAAAGGAGAAAGUAGGGGCCAAGGAUCUGAGUACAAAUGAGGAAAGACUGCCAGAUUCUGUGAAAACCAACCUGAAUGAACCUGGUAAUUAUGAUCCAGUGCUUGUCAAAGAUGGUUCUGAUGAUGAAGAACUGAAUAGCUGGAAGUGGAAACUGGAACUUGCUUGGCUCUCUAAAGCUCUUGAACCAGCAAUGCAAUUUUAUAAGUGGGCAUCUUCUACAGGAACUCAUGAAAAGCAGAAAGCACCGUCAAGCACUCAUUCUUUUACUGAGAUUCUUACCAAUCUUCAGCGGAGUAAAAUCAGCGUCCAGGACUGGAGCCUUAGUGAUCUUACAGUUGGUUUGUACCUCAUUUACUUGAGCCAAGCUUCGGCCGAGAAGGUCGAGGAUUUCAAGGGGAUUCAGAUCUUUUCAGAUGCUAUAGUUCAAGAACUAAUUUAUCACAUUGAACUAGCAAAGGGGGCUUAUAAAGAAAAUGCAACUGGUCUUGCGCGCCAUAGCAUGCUUCGAGAAAGGAACAUCGUAAAGUUUGUAAAAGAUUCCAGUGUGAUGAGGCCUGGAUACUAUAUUGGGAUUGAUACCCGUCAUAAAUUAGUAAUUCUUGGGAUUCGUGGGACUCAUACUGUUUAUGACCUUAUUACUGAUGUAGUUGCUUCAAGUGAUUCAAAAGUGUCAUUUGAAGGCUUCUCAACCCACUUUGGGACAGCCGAAGCUGCUCGUUGGUACCUUGACCAUGAAAUGCAAACUAUUAAAAAAUGCUUAGAGAAACACAAGGAUUAUAGGUUAAGGCUAGUAGGACAUUCCCUUGGAGGUGCCACUGCUGCACUACUUGCUAUAAUGCUACGAAAGAAGUCAGCAGAAGAGCUUGGAUUUAGUCCUGAUAUUGUUUCUGCUGUUGGAUUUGGAACCCCACCUUGUGUAUCCAAAGAACUUGCUGAAAGCUGCGCCAGCUAUGUUUCAACUGUUGUAUUACAGGAUGAUAUAAUUCCCAGAUUAAGUGCUGCUUCACUGACAAGAUUGCGAAAUGAAAUUCUUGAAACUGAUUGGAUGAGUGUUUUAGAGAAGGAAGACUGGAAAGGCAUUGUAGAUUUAGUUACAAAUGCUAAGCAAGUCAUGUCUUCAGUUCAAGAUGUGGCCCGGAAACUUGCUGAUUAUGCCAAGUUUAGGAGCAAAUCAAAAACUUCAGACAUAUCUUCUAGGAAAGAUGCCUCCCCGCUGCGGAAGCUCCAAGAAGAAUCUCAAGCCAUUGCUAAACAAGCGGGAGCUGUUCCAGAGGAGCUUUUCACCCCAGGGACACUGUAUUACUUGAAACGAGAGAUCGAUGAUAUAGGUGGUAACAUGAGAAGUAGAGAAUCCUACAUGCUCUGGAAGAGGCAUCCAGGCGAACAUUUCCAGAGGAUAUUACUUUCCAGUAACUUAAUUUCUGAUCAUAAAUGUGAUAGCCAUUAUUAUGCUCUAAGGGAUGUGCUCAAAAGCCUGCCGGUAUCCGAUGAAAAAGCCCAUUUUAAGAUAUGAUAGACAUCUCUGAAGAAUUGAUCGAGUCCGGGAUAAAUGCCUAGAGUUAACUGCAAGGGGUUGAUUAUAAAGUCGGAUAUGCCAUCUCCAUCCCGAGUUUUAAGGUUUGGGGCUGUCACGUAGGUUAUGCUUCAGGAAAUUCACAAAAUUUUUGUUUUUCUGUACAUUGUGGGAGAUGGAUGUCAGGAAAAAUUGGUCCAUCCAUUCGAUUUUUUGAUAUCUGGUUCAUAUAAGAGUUGGUGUUCAUUUCUUUUUUGGUCAGAUAAGUGCACUUGGGCAGUGAUCUAUUGUCUUAUCAUUGGUCCAUAACGAUUAUAUGUAAUAGGCGUUAUCCCUAAGCAUCAGGGAAUUGCUCUUC
Molecule: messenger RNA, 2287 nt
Organism: Elaeis guineensis (African oil palm)
Lineage: Eukaryota; Viridiplantae; Streptophyta; Magnoliopsida; Arecales; Arecaceae
Biological process (GO): lipid metabolic process
Source: RefSeq, a predicted model, not a curated record